AUGCAGAGCAACUACUCCCUGGUCAUCACCACCAGAGAAACUCUCCAAGUCCUCCAUACAGCACUGACAAACUCAUCGGCUGCAUUGCGCUCACCCCCUCCCUGCCCGCUCACCUCGUCAGAUUAUCAGUUUUCCCUAAUCCCAGCACUCUUCUCUGUGGUUUUUGUUCUGGGGUUGGCUGGCAACAGCGUGGUGGUUGUGGUGCUUUGUCGUCACAGUGGUGCCAAAACAGUUGCUAAUAUCUACAUUUUCAACCUGGCCGUGGCGGAUUUGCUGUGCCUUGCCACCCUUCCCUUCUGGGCUACCUACUAUGCGCAGGGGUACAACUGGCUCUUUGGGUCUCUCAUGUGCAAAAUCUCCAGUUCUGUCCUGUGCUUGAACAUGUUUGCAAGUAUAUUUUUCAUUACGUGCAUGAGUGUGGACCGGUACCACGCUAUUGUCCAUCCUAUUCGCUCUCAGAGAAGAACUCCACAGCAAGCUUAUUUUAUAGCAUUGGUUGUGUGGGGCCUUGCCAGUUUGUCCUCCCUCCCAACUUUUUAUUUCCGUGACACUCACUAUAUCGAAAGUUUGGGGGUCAGUGCUUGCAUUAUGGCCUUUCCUCACGAGAAUUAUGCAAAAUGGUCUGUGGCAACAGCCUUCCUGAAAAAUGCACUGGGCUUCUUCAUCCCCUUGACAGUGAUCACCACGUGCUACAUCUGGAUCAGGAGGCACUUGCUCAAAGCACAGGAGUUUGGGAAAAACAAGCAGAAGAGGGACAAAGUCCUAAAGCUGGUGGCUGCUGUUGUUGUGGCCUUCUUAAUUUCCUGGCUCCCAUUCCACAUUUUAACGUUUUUGGAUGCCUUGGCUCAUAUGAACGUCAUUAACAACUGUGACGUGACAGGGAUCAUCGACACAGCGCUGCCGUUCGGCAUCUGCAUGGCGUUCGCCAACAGCUGCAUCAACCCUUUGCUGUACUGCUUCAUUGGGAACCAGUUCCAGGAGAAGCUCCAUCGCUUGUUUAAGCGACGAGUUUAUCAGUUCAACAGCCAUCAAGAGAGCUCUUCUUUGAGGAAAGGGAGCGGCUUCAGAGAUGCUGAGACCCCCGUGGGCAAGGAAGGGGGGCCAGAGUCCUUGCUGUAG
Molecule: messenger RNA, 1119 nt
Organism: Phaethon lepturus (White-tailed tropicbird)
Lineage: Eukaryota; Metazoa; Chordata; Aves; Phaethontiformes; Phaethontidae
Gene: AGTR2
Product: angiotensin II receptor, type 2
Exons: 1
Coding region: 1-1119 (372 amino acids)
Biological process (GO): immune response; regulation of apoptotic process; G protein-coupled receptor signaling pathway
Cellular component (GO): membrane
Molecular function (GO): angiotensin type II receptor activity
Source: RefSeq, a predicted model, not a curated record